GACGUGCGGGGCUGAGGGUAACACCCAAACAUGUGGAGGGGCUUAUAGGAACAACGUAUACGACACUGGAUUCAGAAUGGAAGAAAAUCGGGUCAGUGCGGAUGUUGCAAAGCUUUCAUCUGGAGCUACAAUCGAAUGCUCAUCAAGCACAAGUAGAACCAGUUGCAAUAAUGCGAUAGAUGGAGAGAUUAAAUCUACAUUCGAAAACUUAGGACACACAUGGAAAUCCCAGUCUCGUUCACGAUAUCUAGUCCAUAUCAGACUGGAUGCUGGCACGCUACUCAGUAUCCGGGUAACGCAGAAUGGAUACAAGCAGACCUUGGUCAAGUAAUGUUUAUAAGAGGGAUCAUAACUCAAGGAAGAAAUUGGGCACACCAGUGGGUUUCGUCAUACAAGUUUUUAUAUGGUAAAGACGAAGACAGCCUAUAUGAAUAUAAGACGGUUCUACAAGGCAAUAGCGAUAGAGAUACGAAGGUUCAAAAUAUGCUUGAUCCACCUGUAGAAGCCAGAUACGUUCGGAUCAAUCCUCAAACCUACUAUGUCAACAUGUGUAUGAGAUUUGAUGUUAUUGGCUGCCCAGUAGAACCUGGAAAUGUUGGCGCAUGGGUCAAUGUCACUUUGGCAAGACCAUUUUGGGUUAAAGAGGUUGGUAUGAUCCAGAAUCGCGAGAGCCUCUUAACGCAGGCCCGCAAAGUCAAAAUGGAUUUCAGCGAUGGUUCAACAACCAAGACGGAUAUGUUUGAUAUGAAAUCUACGGACCAACAUAGUUGGGAAUCUGUGAGAUUUGAACCACCUCUUCUUGCCAAUUGGGUAAAGAUAACGUUCAUUGAAGCGUAUGUGAAAUCAGCAGAACCAUUUGGAAUAGUAGAACUGGAUAUACUUGCUGAUUUUGGACCAUUGACUAAUCAGGCUGCUCUUAUUGGAACUGCAACGUCAUCAUCUCAAUUCAACUCGGAUCUUGCUGCACAUAACGCAAUUGAUGGGACACUCAUUGCCAAUUUUGCUUUUCAAUGGAACACGUGGGAAGGCCAGUGGAUUUCAAUUACGUUAGAUGCGGAAUAUUGGGUACACGUGAUUAAAUACGCAAACAGAUGUGCAAGGAACAGUCAGCACAAGAAAGUACUUGUCCAGCUGUACGAUGCGUCGGCAAGUUUGAAAU
Molecule: messenger RNA, 1159 nt
Organism: Owenia fusiformis
Lineage: Eukaryota; Metazoa; Annelida; Polychaeta; Sabellida; Oweniidae
Source: the annotation of a GenBank genome assembly